UCGGGUUCCUCCGGGCCGCCGUAGGACUGGUUCCGGCGGGCUAGUGAGGAAUGGAGCUGGUGGGCAGCAGCGGCGAGCGCUGCGGCUCCUCCUCCGUCGACCCACGGAGCACCUUCGUGUUGAGUAACCUGGCGGAGGUGGUGGAGCGUGUGCUCACCUUCCUGCCCGCCAAGGCGUUGCUGCGGGUGGCCUGCGUGUGCCGCUUAUGGAGGGAGUGUGUGCGCAGAGUGUUGCGGACCCAUCGGAGCGUAACCUGGAUCUCCGCAGGCCUGGCCGAGGCCGGCCACCUGGAGAGGCAUUGCUUGGUUCGCGUAGUAGCAGAGGAGCUUGAGAAUGUUCGCAUCUUACCACAUACAGUUCUUUACAUGGCUGAUUCAGAAACUUUCAUUAGUCUGGAAGAGUGUCGUGGCCAUAAGAGAGCAAGGAAAAGAACUAGUAUGGAAACAGCACUUGCCCUUGAGAAGCUAUUCCCCAAACAAUGCCAGGUCCUUGGGAUUGUGACCCCAGGAAUUGUAGUGACUCCAAUGGGAUCAGGUAGCAAUCGACCUCAGGAAAUAGAAAUUGGAGAAUCUGGUUUUGCUUUAUUAUUCCCUCAAAUUGAAGGAAUAAAAAUACAACCCUUUCAUUUUAUUAAGGAUCCAAAGAAUUUAACAUUAGAAAGACAUCAGCUCACUGAAGUAGGUCUUUUAGAUAACCCUGAACUUCGUGUGGUCCUUGUCUUUGGUUAUAAUUGCUGUAAGGUGGGAGCCAGUAAUUAUCUGCAGCAAGUAGUCAGCACUUUCAGUGAUAUGAAUAUCAUCUUGGCUGGAGGCCAGGUGGACAACCUGUCAUCACUGACUUCUGAAAAGAACCCUCUGGAUAUUGAUGCCGCAGGUGUGGUUGGACUGUCAUUUAGUGGACACCGAAUCCAGAGUGCCACUGUGCUCCUCAACGAGGACGUCAGUGAUGAGAAGACUGCGGAGGCUGCAAUGCAGCGCCUCAAAGCGGCCAACAUUCCAGAGCAGAACACCAUUGGCUUCAUGUUUGCAUGCGUUGGCAGGGGCUUUCAGUAUUACAGAGCCAAGGGGAAUGUUGAGGCUGAUGCGUUCAGAAAGUUUUUUCCUAGUGUUCCCCUAUUCGGCUUCUUUGGAAAUGGAGAAAUUGGGUGUGAUCGGAUAGUCACUGGGAACUUCAUAUUGAGGAAAUGUAAUGAGGUAAAAGAUGAUGAUCUGUUUCAUAGCUAUACAACAAUAAUGGCACUCAUACAUCUGGGGUCAUCUAAAUAAUAAUUAAAGUGGCUUUCAUAAUAUAUAACUUUCUGGUUCUGCCUUUUUCAGAAAAUGGAAACUUGGGCUAUGUGUAUUUCAAACAAAAAUAACUUUAGAUAUAUCUUUUUUGUAGCUUUGAUUGAUGCUCUAAGAUGACGAAGGUAGUUUUUAAUAUAUUAGAUGAAGGACAACUUUGGACAUAACACAGACUAGGAGUUGAGAGCUUUUGCAUCAGGCACAAGCAAACUGAUUAUAGUUGUGUUGCACCAGAUUGUGUAGCUGCUGUGUGACGUGACCUUAGUCUUCCCGCAUAGGAAGAGCAAAAGGGGAUUCAUCAGUAGGACAGAGAUUUAAGACAUUCUCUGACUACCCCUGGCGUUGUUAGCUGAUGUCUUUCAGCAGAAUCAUGAAGACCUUUUUU
Molecule: messenger RNA, 1668 nt
Organism: Macaca mulatta (Rhesus monkey)
Lineage: Eukaryota; Metazoa; Chordata; Mammalia; Primates; Cercopithecidae
Gene: FBXO22
Product: F-box protein 22
Biological process (GO): protein polyubiquitination; positive regulation of proteasomal ubiquitin-dependent protein catabolic process; regulation of skeletal muscle fiber development
Molecular function (GO): protein binding
Source: RefSeq, marked provisional